AUGCAUUUUUAUGUUGCGGUCGGUCGGUGUCACCAAGAUGAAGUUUUUGGGACUAAAGUUAAAGGUCCGGGUCUUCAAGUUAAAGGUCCGGGUCUUCAAGUUAAAGGUCCGGGUCUUCAAGUUAAAGGUCCGGGUCUUCAAGUUAAAGGUCCGGGUCUUCAAGUUAAAGGUCCGGGUCUUCAAGUUAAAGGUCCGGGUCUUCAAGUUAAAGGUCCGGGUCUUCAAGUUAAAGGUCCGGGUCUUCAAGUUAAAGGUCCGGGUCUUCAAGUUAAAGGUCCGGGUCCUCAAGUUAAAGGUCCGGGUCUUCAAGUUAAAGGUCCGGGUCUUCAAGUUAAAGGUCCGGGUCUUCAAGUUAAAGGUCCGGAUCUUCAAGUUAAAGGUCCGGGUCCUCAAGUUAAAGGUCCGGGUCUUCAAGUUAAAGGUCCGGGUCUUCAAGUUAAAGGUCCGGGUCUUCAAGUUAAAGGUCCGGGUCUUCAAGUUAAAGGUCCGGAUCUUCAAGUUAAAGGUCCGGGUCCUCAAGUUAAAGGUCCGGGUCUUCAAGUUAAAGGUCCGGGUCUUCAAGUUAAAGGUCCGGGUCUUCAAGUUAAAGGUCCGGGUCUUCAAGUUAAAGGUCCGGGUCUUCAAGUUAAAGGUCCGGGUCCUCAAGUUAAAGGUCCGGGUCUUCAAGUUAAAGGUCCGGGUCUUCAAGUUAAAGGUCCGGGUCCUCAAGUUAAAGGUCCGGGUCUUCAAGUUAAAGGUCCGGGUCUUCAAGUUAAAGGUCCGGGUCUUCAAGUUAAAGGUCCGGGUCUUCAAGUUAAAGGUCCGGGUCUUCAAGUUAAAGGUCCGGGUCCUCAAGUUAAAGGUCCGGGUCUUCAAGUUAAAGGUCCGGGUCUUCAAGUUAAAGGUCCGGGUCUUCAAGUUAAAGGUCCGGGUCCUCAAGUUAAAGGUCCGGGUCUUCAAGUUAAAGGUCCGGGUCCUCAAGUUAAAGGUCCGGGUCUUCAGGUUAAAGGUCCGGGUCCUCAAGUUAAAGGUCCGGGUCUUCAGGUUGAAGGUCCGGGUCUUCAAGUUAAAGGUCCGGGUCUUCAGGUUAAAGGUCCGGGUCUUCAGGUUAAAGGUCGGAUCUUCAAGUUAAAGGUCCGGGUCCUCAAGUUAAAGGUCCGGGUCUUCAAGUUAAAGGACCGGGUCCUCAAGUUAAAGGUCCGGGUCUUCAGGUUAAAGGUCCGGGUCCUCAAGUUAAAGGUCCGGGUCUUCAAGUUAAAGGUCCGGGUCUUCAGGUUAAAGGUCCGGGUCUUCAGGUUAAAGGUCCGGGUCUUCAAGUUAAAGACCCAGGUUUUAAAACUAAAAAAUGGCAAAUUUACUAA
Messenger RNA from Bursaphelenchus okinawaensis, 1340 nucleotides. The record is from the annotation of a GenBank genome assembly. NCBI's taxonomy places the organism in Eukaryota, Metazoa, Nematoda, Chromadorea, Rhabditida, Aphelenchoididae.